ACACACAUGGAUGUUAGAAUGGAAAGUUCUGUAAGAAUGAAGGGGCUUUUGCUGUUUCUGUUUUAUUCACUGCCACUGGUUGCCUGCAAAGCUCUUUCAGCAGUUCCUUGGUCCAUGACUGACCAGCUUCAGGUAAAUGGCACCAAAAAUAAGCCAGUAGUGAUACCCUGCAUUUUCACACAUCCUCAACAACUCGGAUACACUGGGAGGAUUGUGGUCAUUUGGAGAAAACAUAAUACAAGAGAUGGCCCAGUUGUUUUUAACUGCAGUACUAUUAACAAUACUGGCACAGGCUCAGAUGGAUGUUCGGUUGCCAGUUCAGACCGCUUCUCACUGGCUGGGAGUCCAAAGCAGAGGAACCUUUCAUUGCUCAUUAAAGACCUGCAUGUUUACGACAGUGGCCUGUAUUACUGUCGGGUAGAACUUAACUACGACAGCUAUCAAUCCAGACAUGGGGCAACACUAAAUGUACCAGCCCCAGCCCAAAUCCUACAGCUGUCCCUGGUCCCUGAUCCCCAGUCAGGAUACAGUCUGCUGUGCACUGCAGAGGGAAACCCCUUACCCUCCAUCACAUGGAUCACUCCCGGGGGCAAGGUCACCAUUAGCAGCUAUGUCAGAAGAGACACAACCCUGUACCAGACAACAGGAAUACUUCACAUGCAGGCAGUAGACAGCUACAGCUGUGUGGCCACAAAUAAGUAUGGCAAUGCAGAGGAAGUGUACAAUAAGAAAGAAACUUAUAGUACAUCUAUUAUAGUAACAUGCAUCGUAUUUCUUCUCCUCUUGGGUAUGCUGCUUGGCAUGUUAUUCUGGUUGAAAAGGAAAGGCACCCUGAAAUCAUGUGGACCUCCCUUGUGUUUGAGAGGACAGCGACUGGCUCCUUCAUCGAGUGCACAAGGUGGCCAUAACGAAGGCACAACAUCAGAUCAAGAGGUCUCUGGCAUCCCUUUAUAUGCUAACGUCAUUCAGAAAACUGAAAAACAAACAGAAAGCCAAAGUCACUGCAUGUACACUGAAAUUGAAUUUAUGAGAGAAGAGAAAGGUCCCAGGAGUUGUGCAGUGAACACUGAAGAGCAAGGUGUCCUGUAUACCGACAUUGCAUUCAGAAAUCCUCAGAAAUAAAGCAACCGUGCAAUGCAAACCAUACAAACCAUACCAGGAUCACAGGACAAACUGCUGGAGGACAUGGCAACACCAACAUCCGGUCAUAUCUGGCAGCGCUGCUUGCCUUCUUGCUUGGCAUGGUUUAAGGGAUAUUUCCCAGACGUAGGAAAAUGACUUAAUGAGUAACUUGGUACAGAUGUAAAAUAUCAGUUAUCUUAACCAAUGUUUCUUCUUGUUGUUUAGAUUCAGAGUGUUGCAGGGACUGGUUAAUGAUUACACUCUCAGUGUUGUGUUGAGCCUGCAGUGGUACUACUUCAGGGUGUUAAAGUCACCAUGUAAUCAGCGAAACAGAAAAUGAUACAAACUGAAGCUAAACAACAAAAAGAAUACAAUAAUUAAGAUAACUGUCAUCUUUUAUACCCAUACCAAGUUUCCCCCACUCAGUACCGCCCCAUCUCUUGUGGACAGCAGAGGAAUACUCACUCCACCAAGGAAAGCUGUAGACUCCUUCUCUCACUGCAUCUGGAAUUCUGGCCUGGCUUUUAAUAAAACACUCUUUAUAUUCAAGACUUAGGAGGGGAAUUGGUACUGCAGCUUUCUUAUUUGAGGUAUCUGUAGCAAACUGGAUUCAUUUUUUCAAUUGUUUAAAGACAAGCAGAUGCUGUUUCUGACCAAUAUUUACUUUUUACUAGUUUUGUAGCAUUGGGCCAUACCUACUGUGUAAACAGUACAAUGCUGUUGUUUGUUUUGAAUGAAUUAAAUACAUUUUAAUAUUCAUGAACCUGU
Acipenser ruthenus (sterlet) is the source of this 1890-nucleotide messenger RNA. RefSeq names its product sialic acid-binding Ig-like lectin 15. The transcript is spliced from 9 exons. Gene Ontology annotation, biological process: regulation of osteoclast development; regulation of bone resorption; regulation of actin cytoskeleton organization. Gene Ontology annotation, cellular component: plasma membrane. Lineage: Eukaryota; Metazoa; Chordata; Actinopteri; Acipenseriformes; Acipenseridae. The record is from RefSeq and is a predicted model, not a curated record. The coding region runs from base 7 to 1122 and encodes 371 amino acids.